Maudiozyma barnettii is the source of this 2265-nucleotide messenger RNA. It is a transcript of the gene AIM44, whose product is annotated as Aim44p. The coding region runs from base 1 to 2265 and encodes 754 amino acids. The record is from RefSeq and is a predicted model, not a curated record. Lineage: Eukaryota; Fungi; Ascomycota; Saccharomycetes; Saccharomycetales; Saccharomycetaceae. The transcript has a single exon.
AUGAUUAUCAGGACACCCACAAGAACGAAGACUAAAUCGUUCAAUGGCACUCAAGUUGAUUUCAAAUUUCCUUCCACUGAGAGUCUACCUAGAGAUUCGAUUGAAGAAGUGGAACUAAAUAAUCACCAUUUAUUAAAUGUAACGCUAAAAAAAGGUAGGGAGCCAUCUGCAUCUGAAUUGUCCCACCAGGAGGAUAGUGAUAAUGUCUCUCAAAUCUUAUCAGACUAUACAUCUGCUUCAAAUACAAAUUCUAACGCAUAUACCAACUCAUCAAACGGUUAUUAUUCAUUUGCUAAUAUAUCAGAUAAUACAACAUCUCCAAGAUUCUUUGCAGAGAACAAAGAUGGUCCAAUAUCUAAUUUGAAUUUGGGAUCGCCAGGUAGAUUAGGAAACUAUCCAACUACCUUAGCACCAGACAAGACAAACUCGGCAAUAUCGUCUCCAUCAUUGAUUGACAAACCAUCCAGUAAUUCUUUGAGAAGUUCCAUCACAUCCAAGAGUAAAUCAGUUACCCAUUCUCAAAUGGCUUCAAUUCCAGAAAAUAAAUCUGUCUCUGCACACACCGUUAAUGCAUCGAUACCGACAGCUGAUAAUAUAUCAUAUGAAAUUAUAUCUGCCACAUCGAAUAUAUCACAAGGACAACCACGUAUAGUAUCAACGGUGAGUUCUAGCAGUGGAUCCGACUCGUCGAUGGAUUCAUCAUCUGCAUUAACCAAACAACCCACUGUGAAAAAACAUCCAAUGACUGUAAAUAGAAUUCCUUCGAUUAAAAAUGUAAAACCUACAAGAGGUAUAACAAGAUUAUCGAAUGUAUCGAGAACGUCGUCAUUGAGUUCAAAGAGAAGUCGGACUUCUCAAUUGAAGAGAUCUAACGCCAUCCGCUGCAAAGGUGGUCUACUUGCAUAUUUCGCAUCCAUUGGUAUAAAGAUGAAAAGAACAUUGAAAAAGAUUAGAAUUGUCAUCAGGAGGAAAUUAUUUUCAUUUAAUGGUUCUCAUUCAGUUACUACCCGCUCUUCUUCAAUCAAUCACAAGAUCCCUGGUUCCAAAACUAGAGUCCAUAGCAUUAGUAAUCAGGACAAAAAAACUAUGAAGAAGAACAUGAAGGGUAAACAUAAUAUAGCUUAUUCGAAUUCUAUUAAUAAUGGGUUGACCACCUCACACUUAAAGCGUACAGAUGGAUACGUGACAAAUUUACGUAGAACCAUUUCACAGUCUAAAUCUCAUUCAUUGUCAUUGUCACCUAAGCCAAUUACAAAAUUAACACCACCUGGGUCUAUGUCAGAGACUAUUACCGAUAAAAACGACAAUAAAAUGACCAACCGUACUACAACAUUGAGAAGAACAAAUUCUUCGAUAAGAAGAGCAGCCUCUAUCUUAACGGCCACACCAAAUGCAAACAGGUUAUCUACAGGUUAUCAACCUGACUCAAGAAAUACACCAAAUGGAUCUAAUUUUGGGGAGACACCUUCAUCACACUUGACUAGAUCUAAUGGUAUGUCGUCUUUGAAUUCUGUCAUCAGAGAACCUUCAAUUGUGGUGAAGAAUAAAGUCAUUCCAUUAUCCAUGGGUCAAUAUCCAAUUAAGGAAGAAGAUGAAUACAUCAUUGAUACCAAUUCCAUGUACAAGCGUAAUUCCACAACUAGUAUUGAUACUGAUAAUUCUUCGUUUUUCGAAGCUAACCAUGAAAAAUCUUCAAUUUAUUCUGAGAGUGAAAAUGAUGAUGAAAGUGAGGAUGAUGAUGAUGACGAUGAUGACUUUGAUUAUGAAGAAGUCAAUCAAAAUGAAACUUUGGAUAUAUCAAAGAUGACUGCGACACAAUUAAGUGAUCUAUUUAGUCAUUACUAUAAGAAUAUCAUUAGUAGAAGAAUUAUGAUGAGAUUACAAAUGGGUCAAUAUCAGGAUUCCAAUAACUUGAAUGAGGUGAAUAACGAAUAUAUGCAUUUGCUAGAGAAUUUUGUUAGUGAAUACGAUUCCGAAUCUUCUGAAAUAUUUGAUCAAGAAUCUAAUAAUGAUAGAAGAUCAACUGAAAGCUCGGAAGAUGAUUCAAACUCCCAAUUCUCUUUCAACGCUAUGGAUGGAGAACACGAAAAGGAAGAAGAGAUGGAUAUCAUAACCUCAUUACAAACAGAGCACAAGAAUGGUCUACAAGUACAAAUCGAAACGCCUUUUGCAAUAUAUUCUGCUAGUCAGAACGCAAGUUUGUUAUCCAUCCCGAUCGUUGCAAUCAGACGGUCUCUAACUUUGCCAAUCGGUAUAACCAUCUAG